AUUUGUGACUUGAUUUGGGUUUGAUUGUUUUAUGAUUCAGUAACUCUUUAAAUAAUAUUCUUAUCAGAGAAUUAUAACUAACAGACAUAAAAUCAAUCAAGUUUUUCUUGGAAGAUAAAAUUCACUUGCUCUCCUUAAUUUUUCUGUGAAUCGAGUUUAAGUUUUAACUUCUCUGAAAAAGCAGAGGUGCAUGAAUUGAUUUUAACGAGAAAUUUAUCUAAGUUCUGAAUCUGGCUUUGAUUGUUGUGUCUUGGCAAUUUGCACAAAGUUUACUGCAAUAAGAAAAAUUAAUAGCUUGCACUGAGAUCAAUGGACACAUAUCUAAUCCAGUUGACCUGUCAUUCUCAUUCUCUUUUAUAUGCUUAAUAUACUUUCAUCUCUCGAGGAGUGGCUGUGGAUAUAAUUAGUGACCUGAUGAACUGUUACCGUUGUGUGGAUGCUUUGGUUUCAAGUACAGUUUAACCAGAUGAGUUUUUGACAAGCUUGGAAGAAAAAGAGGGGACGUAAAGCUGGUUUUUGGCAUUAUUACUUCUUCAACUCGUUUUCUUACUAUUCCUCCUCUUCCUCUCUUCCUCUUCCUCUCCUCUUGCUUGAGUCUUCUGGGGUAACUUUUUGAAAUGUCCCUAACUUUAUAAAGUGCUUUAGGAAAAUGUUUAUUUGGAAACUUGUGCUUGCUAAAUUUUACUAUCCCAGCUUUUUAGGUACUAUUAUUAUAUUGUCAUGUCAGUUUUAGUCUCGUUAUUGUUCUGGAUUAGAUCCGUUGUUUUAUUUCUUGAGCAUAUUUCUAUGCGAGAGAGACCUCUUCAAUCCUCACCUGUAUGUGGACAGUGGAAGUAUUUAUUACCAACUUUAGAAAAUGUAAAUCACAGUUGAUGGAAUCCAAGCUGGCAUGUCAAGUCUUAUUCCCUGGUUAUCUAAGAUUAUCACAAUCAUUGGUUUUUCGAGAAUAAUCAACAGUUGGAGAUCAUGUAUUAUACUUGCUGUCUAUAUAAUGGGACCAUUUGAAAACCAAAUCUGCUAAAAAAGAGCACAGAUUUGCUAUUUGAUUAUACUGCAAGUACAAGGUAAAGAAGGGGGAAAGAAAGUAAUAACUGUAGAAAAAAGUAUCACCAAAGUCAUGAUCACCUAGGAAAGAUAAGAAGGUAAUAUCAUGGAAAGGAAAAUCUUAAGAGUAUAGAGAAUAUUACAUCAGUGCAUUUGGAUGUGGAAUUUAUGUUACUGGAAGAUUAGGGCUUUUUUGUAUGUUGCAUUUGGAUUUGCCAAGUGACACAAUUCUUGAUCCAAAAAUAAGCUUGAUGAUUCUAAUUAAUUUUAAGGUUUGUUAUAUACUUAUUUGAUUUUGUCAAAAAUUUUAACAGUGUCUAAAUAGUACACGUUAUUAUCUGAAGUGUAUUUUGUCACUCUAGAAGAAUCAGAUCCGUUGAAUUAACAUAGAUAUGUUUUACCCUUAUUGUUGAAUUCUCAACUCUCAAUUUCAUGAAUUUUGUUUGAAUACUAACUUUUUGACCAAUCUACAUGUCCAGGAAAACAAGGGGGAAGCAAUUAUUUUAUUAAAGCCCAUUUUUUAUAAUGAUAUCUGACUUGUGUUCCUUAGUUUUGGAGUUGCUUCAUGCGCUUUUCCUAUCUUUUUUUCAUUUUUGUGUAACUUCUAUGACUUGGAGAAUGUUCUGACGUCUGCUAAUUUUCAUGGUUAUUCAUGUGACAAUCAGAGGAAUAGAUGAUUGUUAGAUGAAUGGGAAUGGAGUGAUGGUUUAUUCUAUUGUGUUUAUUGUGUGGGAGUUAGGUCUGUAUAAAUAGGUUAGUAAUAGAAUAAAAGCUUAUCUUGGAUCCCAUAAAUAAUAGUUAGGUCAAUCAAUAUUGGUAGUUAAUGAACUCAGAAGGGAUCAGUUUUUGUACACCAGCACUGUAAACAAUAUUACACUAUCAACUAAUAAGAAAUAGUUGUUGGUACAAAUUUUAAGGUAAUUCUCAAAGCUACCUUCUGAAACAGUUUAUAACUAAAGUUGCAUAAGCUAUUUAUUCUUCAUAAAUUGUGUAAUAUUAUCUUCAAAUAGUAUUAGCCACGCCCUCUCAUCUCUUCCUUUUCUUUACCAUCAAGUUUAGUUGAUAGAAGAUGAUAAUGGAACUUUGAUUUUAUGUUGGCGUAGCAAGUUUCUGAUAAUUAUGAUAUUAUGAAACAUGUGCAUCCAGGAACCUUUUGUGAACAUCCCAGAGGACACAAUCCGUGAAGCGCUGAAAGUUGUCCUUGAUGUCAGGAAUCACCCAGUUAUAAUUCACUGUAAGCGGGGAAAGCACCGAACGGGUUGUUUGGUAGGAUGCUAUAGAAAAUUGCAGAAGUGGUGCUUGUCAUCUGUGUUUGAUGAGUAUCAGCGCUUUGCAGCUGCGAAAGCAAGAGUUUCAGAUCAGAGGUUUGUAGAGUUGUUUGAUAUUUCCAGCAUGAAACAUUUGCCUAUAACCUUUUCAUGUCUGAAGAGGUAACAGACCGAGUUAUGUAUGCUGAGUUGGGUUUACUUUCUUUUGUUGGUGAAAGUGAACUCCAUGUUCUUCCAUUAAAUAAAUAGGAAAAGGUGAUGAACUCCUUCAAUGCAUUGCAGCGGCAAAGGAUAAUUCUUCUUCUUCCAUUCUUAAAAUAAGAUAAGAAAAUCGUAGGCAUACUAGAUCAUUACCUACCCAUAUAUGUAUGUGUUAUUAUAUAUCCUUCUUCCAUACUUGGCCCUUCGUGUACCUCACCAGUCACUCACUACCUUUUAUUAUUUUCUUUCUCUUUGCUUUAUGUUCCUUUUUGCUGCUCUACUAUUCAUCAACAAUGAGUGUAGAUAUAUGUCUUGAUUUUUUCUUGAGACUCGGAGAAAUUCAAGAAGGCCACAACAAUGCCUUGUUUGUCUGCCUAGAAUCUUGAUGGAUAGUAAAAGCAGAGAAAUUAUUGUAAUCUUGCUUUCCUUAUUGAGUUGAGAUAGUUCAGUUC
Vigna umbellata (rice bean) is the source of this 2965-nucleotide messenger RNA. NCBI's taxonomy places the organism in Eukaryota, Viridiplantae, Streptophyta, Magnoliopsida, Fabales, Fabaceae. The record is from RefSeq and is a predicted model, not a curated record.